Messenger RNA from Oryzias melastigma (Indian medaka), 4272 nucleotides. RefSeq names its product cysteine-rich secretory protein LCCL domain containing 1a (gene crispld1a). Gene Ontology annotation, cellular component: extracellular region. The transcript is spliced from 14 exons. The record is from RefSeq and is a predicted model, not a curated record. Lineage: Eukaryota; Metazoa; Chordata; Actinopteri; Beloniformes; Adrianichthyidae. The coding region runs from base 2540 to 4102 and encodes 520 amino acids.
AUCCUGUUCCAACAAUCUGACCUCAAUCCAACUCAGCCAGAACCAUCACGCCAGAUAUGUCACGCGCCAACAAAAAGAGCUUCCUUUGGUGUUUGUGUGCUCCGCUGCAGCGCUCAGAGGCUACUGUUGUGUGGAUGUUGGGCCUGGCUUGGUGUUUGCAUUCUUUUGGGUUCAUCGAGUUUCUUGGAAGACCACACGCUGGAUAGAGGAGGUGCAGGAGGGAGAUUCAGGGCGCUGGGCUUUAAAAAACAGCAACUGUGUUGGUAAGAUAGCGAGGGUAAGGGGAGGGCAGCACGGACAGAGAGAACUUGGAGGGAAGGCAGAGAAUGUGCACAAGUCAAACACACUGUUUUAUAAAGCCAGAGAUGCUUCGAAGAAGAAAUCACUCAGAGAUCUUUGACAAAAAAAAGUUCAGCUAAAGAAUUAAAUCAUUUAUGGUGCUUUACUUCAGGCAGAAACAAACUGGAUUUACUUACUGGGAUUGUUGUAAACUUGACAAAGAGAAUCCCCCUGAAAAAGAAACAAAACCCUGACCAAUUAGCAAACAUUUAAUGAGUUUAUUUGGUUAAAUAUUCAUACUGUGGCUCAGUGACAUCUGCUUACAGUUGAAUCUUUUUUGUGCUUUUUAGCUGCAAACUUAAUUUAAUGUAAUCAAUCUACUUUAGAGCAUUUGAAAUAAUUGUUUUUAUAGGCCAAAUCUCCCACACUUUUUCAACUUGGAACUGUUGCAAUUGAACUUUUUUUUUUUUUGUUACUUUUUUGAUGGGAAUCGUGAGCUCAGGGAGACUUCUGCUAUUUCAGCUGUGGAAGCAGGAGGAGGGGGAGACAUGCCAGCACUGACCGCAGAGAGAGAAGGUCGCUGCUGGGGCCAGAACCAGAACCCACGUCUCCCUGGAGGCCGACCCAAAGAUAAGACAGCAACCACUCUAUGUGUUCCUGCUGUGACGAGGGCAGGGGCACGGAAAUGGAUCAUAUCAGCAGGUGGAACCUCUUUCUUUUUUCUUUUUUUUAUGUCAAUCAUACUUUUAGAGACAGCCAUGCAUACAAGAAUUCUCCAAAUUAUGUUUUUAUGCCGAGAAACAAAAAUGAACAAAGGAUUAAAAGUGUAAUGGAAACAAGUGCAGCACAGACUAAUGGGUGUUUGGAUUAAUAUGUCAAGAGUCACCUCAUUAUUUAGGAAGGUAAUGAUGGGGGGAAGAACUGACAGGGGGGUAAAUAUGGAGAGUCUGGUGCUUUUCUCUGUUUCUGCAUGUGCCAUAGCAACUACUGAAAAUGACCAGAUGACAAAAGACAAAACUUUCCUGUUUCCAUGUUGGAGUUGUUAUACCAGAGAAGGGAAAGAGUGACUGUGGUUUACAGUCACCUGUGAACAGUUAAAAUGAGGAAAAAUAUAUAUAUGAUCUCAAUUUUCUCUAUGGACACAAUUGACUUUUAUUUUGAAAGGUUUAUAGAGAAGUUUAUAUGGUGUGCUAAUCAACUGCUUCGGUUUAUUAUACUUGAGGAAAAAAUGAAAGGGGUUGCAUGCCUUAAAAAUGUGGGAAUCACGCGUCAUGACGCGCGCAAGUUUUGGAACAAACGGUGGGGCUUUCAGGGGGCGUGGUCAGGGGCGGGACUUUUCCGGAGCGGUCAAGAUGAGAAUAAAAUGUGGAUAAAUGAUGCUUUAGCUGCAGAAAACUCCCAAAGAGGAAAGAGUGAUUUUAGUUUCAACAACAACAAAAGAAAAAAUAUUACUUUAAAAAAUAUAUAUAUUUUUUUCUUUUGAAAAAAUUGUCAGAAAGAGUGAUUCCAGCUGCACCUGAGCUGCGCGACUUUGGAGGCGGAUUUUCUUUCCUUCUCCCUCCGUCUUUGCUGAAGUUUUCCCUCACAGCGGGAUCUCUGAGGACUCCAAGAAGCGGGCACCAUUCCAUUUCAUUAAAGGUAAAUUAUUUCCACAGUCUGCAUUAAAUCACAUCAUUCUGCUUCUGUUUCAUUAUGCAUUUCUCCUCACAUUUUCCAUUACAUAUAGACUCGUUCCAGCAGCCUGUGCCAGCGCGCGCCUGCAUACCACAAAGUUCAAGUAAGUUUACUGAAAGCUUUCUCAGUGCAGGAGCAUCUUUUUUUUUUUUUUUUUUUUUUUUUUUGCAGCAUCCUUUCCUCUUAACUCUUAACUGCAGCUGUUCUUAUUUGCUGCAGAGUUUCUGUUAAUGAUGUUAAUAUAAGUAUUAGAUUUAGACUUUGGAUUAAAGUUUGGAAACUCUUCAAGGACACUUGGAAAUCUUUAUUUCUUUAUUCCAGUCAUUCCUGCCAGUUUACACUCUGUGAACCCCAUUAGCUUGCUCAUGGCAUUUCACCAAGAAAAAUGCACUGUCCACACCAAGAUCAAUAUUGACACGGGUUACUCAGCAAAUCUGAUAGAGAACGUUAAUUGUAGUCCUUUCAAUAACUGUGUUUUCUCCUGUGCUCUUGAUCCUCUGCCAGCUCAGCACCGUGAAUAAAAAGUCUGCUGACACAAAAACUUCUCCAUCACAGUUUAAGAGAACCUCUCUUUAUCUCUGUAAGGAUGAGUCAAGUGUCCCCUCAACGCCAGAGAGGCGUCUGUUUGCUGCUGCUCCUCCACACAUGCACGGCUAUGGUGAUGCUCCCAAACUCCACCGGCUGGGAGAAGAUUUUGGACAAAUAUCUGGAUGAGGAUGGCGACUGGUGGGAGGCCAAACAGAGGGGCAAGAGAGCCAUCACUGACAGUGAUGCUCAGCUCAUUGUGGACCUUCACAAUAAGCUCAGAGGGCAGGUUUACCCUCCUGCUUCCAACAUGGAGUACAUGGUGUGGGACACGGAGCUUGAACGCUCAGCGGAGGAAUGGGCAGAAACCUGCCUGUGGGAGCACGGUCCUGCCGGUUUACUGCCACAGAUUGGGCAGAAUCUGGGCGCACACUGGGGAAGAUAUCGGCCACCUACGUUCCAUGUUCAGGCUUGGUACGAUGAGGUGAAAGACUACUCCUUCCCUUAUCCUCAGGAGUGUAACCCCUACUGUCCCUUCAGAUGCUCUGGUCCUGUUUGUACACAUUACACACAGCUGGUUUGGGCCACUAGCAGUCGCAUCGGCUGUGCCAUAAACCUUUGCCACAACAUGGAUGUCUGGGGACAGAUUUGGGCCAAAGCUGUGUAUCUUGUCUGUAAUUAUUCACCAAAGGGGAACUGGUGGGGCCACGCACCGUACAAACAUGGGACCCCAUGCUCUGCUUGUCCUCCGAGCUAUGGAGGAGGAUGCAGGGACAAUCUCUGCUACAAAGAUGAUAGUCCCUACUCCCAGUUCGAGGAAACCGAAGAAAAUAACUUCAUUGAGCCUGAAACUCCUCUUUCUGCGAAACCCUGGUCCCGGGCCUCCAACCCUGCGCCUCCUGGUCUCCCUACCCCAACCCGGGCCCCCUCCAACGCUCCCAUAGAGGACCUGCCGAAGAAUGAAGUGGUCAACACACAGCAGAUGUCUCAGCUUGUGACCUGCGACACAAAGCUGCGGGAUCAGUGUAAAGGAACUCCAUGCAAUAGGUAUGAGUGUCCAGCUGGAUGCCUGGAUGCAAAAGGAAAGGUCGUUGGGACUAUUUACUAUGAAAUGCACUCGAGUGUGUGCAGAGCAGGCCUACACGCUGGUGUCAUUGAUAAUGAUGGCGGAUGGUUGGACGUAACCAGGCAAGGCAGGAAGGACUUUUUCAUCAAAUCCAACAAGAACAGCGUCCAGUCUCUGGGGAAAUACCAAAGUGCUAAUUCCUUCACUGUUUCUAAAGUGGCAGUAAAAGCUAUUACAUGUGAGACCACAGUAGCACAGUUGUGUCCAUAUGAAAAGCCUGCAACACACUGUCCAAGGUUGUAUUGUCCAAGAAACUGUUUAGAGGACAAUCCCCGCAUCUCCAGAGUAAUUGGAACCAAAAUAUACUCUGACAAAUCCAGUAUAUGCCGAGCUGCAGUCCACGCCGGGGUGAUUAGAAACGAUUCGGGAGGCUACAUCGAUGUGAUGCCCGUGGAGAAGCGCAGACACUACACUGCCUCGAACCAAAACGGCGUUUUCUCAGAGAGCCUUCAAAACCCUCCUGGAGGAAGGGCGUUCAGGGUCUUCGCUGUGAUAUGAAGGCUGUUUACCGAGAAGGCUCUUUGAUGAUCGAGCUUUGUCAAAAUCCAGAACUGUUUCCGGCUCUGCCGCAAAUGAAAGAUUAGAGAUUGAUAUAAUGACACCAAGUCAGCAACAGAACCAACAAUCAGAAGCUGUUUGCGUAUUUCCGCUUCAGAGGGAAUUUUAAU